Molecule: messenger RNA, 549 nt
Organism: Gongylonema pulchrum
Lineage: Eukaryota; Metazoa; Nematoda; Chromadorea; Rhabditida; Gongylonematidae
Source: the annotation of a GenBank genome assembly
AUGGCUCCGGAAUCAUUAACACGAACUCCAGUUUACUCAUCUAAAUCCGAUAUUUGGUCGUUUGGCAUUGUAGCUUACGAAAUAUUCAGUUGUGGUCAGAAGCCAUGGCCUGAAAAGCCGGUGAAAUGGAUUGCAACAAAAAUUCGAAAAGGAAUAACAGCAGAGAUGCCAAAACGAAUGCCCCGACUAAUUCGGGAGAUUAUCGCUGAAUGCUUUCAUUUUGAACCCGAACAGAGACCUACAUUUAGACAAGUGAGUAGCAGAAUUCAUUUGGUGCAAGGAAUACGCUUCAUUCCACCGCAUCCACUUUCAAUGUCUCUAGCACGUAUUAAAAAUGUUAAGCCAACGAGAGUGCUCGUGAAGGAUCCGGAUGCAAUUCUUGUGGAAUUUGAGAGCAUGAUUGAUAAGAUUGUGGAUUUGGACGACGAAUGGGUUAGUUGGUUUAUUGUUUUUUUUUUAAUACGUUUUUGCAUAACAUGCAAAUGCAAAAACGUAUAUUGUCAAGAUAAUCAUUCGUUUGUGUUUGUGUGUGUGCUCGGAAGCGAGUGA